This is a messenger RNA of Octopus bimaculoides (California two-spot octopus), 2623 nucleotides long. Its product is annotated as bactericidal permeability-increasing protein. NCBI's taxonomy places the organism in Eukaryota, Metazoa, Mollusca, Cephalopoda, Octopoda, Octopodidae. The record is from RefSeq and is a predicted model, not a curated record. Gene Ontology annotation, molecular function: lipid binding.
AUGAAUAGAGUUGCAGCAAAAGUUGUGUCUUGUCUGCUCAUGGAAGAUCAAAAGCGGUCACGACUGAAUGCACGUUUUGAAAUGAAAAACACUUGGAAGGUGAUCCAGAACUUUUUCAAAAGUCAUCACCAGGUGCAGGAGUGGCUGUGUGGUGACAAUAUAAAAGCUAAAAAAAUAUCUGCUCAAGUGGGUGCUUGUUCUGCUUCAGUUCCAAAGCCCAAUAUAAACUUUCAUGGAGGAGCUUCUUUUAUUAUAAAUCGAUUUAGAGGCAGUUUAGCUUCAAAAAUCCAAAGUGCCAUAAAAAGCCAGAUCUGUUCCAGCCACACUAUCAGCAGUAUUAAUUCAGAGCUUGCAAAAGUAAUCAAUGAAAUUCCAUCAAAUAUACAUUUCAUGAAUAGUUUCUACUUGAAUGUGGAUUUAUUACAACCUCCUAUUAUUAACAAAUCUUUAGAAACUGAUCUCAAGGGUGAAGUAUUUUGGAUGGAGCAACGUGAAGAAUGUCCUCUGCCAGUACGGCCUAUGGAGAUAAUUCCUCCAAGUGCUGAUGCUUCAAUGUUGACAGCUCAAAUUUCCCCUUAUCUCUUUAACUCCUUUGCCUAUGUGGCUCACAAAAACAAAAUUAUUCGCAUGACCAUUACCUCAAAAAAUAUUCCAAACAAGAGUAUCCUUAACACAACAUGUAGUAACAACAUGUGUAUCGGUCAUCUGAUUCCUGAGAUUGGUAAACAGUAUCCCAACCAAAAGCUGUCAGUGUUUGUGGAAUCAUUUCAAAUGCCAGAUGUCUACAUUAAAUCUGGCAAUAUGCUUCUUGAUCUUUACCUUUCUGUCUACCUUUAUCUCUCUACCGACAGCCCUAACAAACCUCUCCUCAUUUUACCCUUGACAAUUCAUGCUGAAGGGAAAUCUGAUAUUGUCAAACAAAUUAUUCACUUCAAACUUUCUGCAUUGAGCGUAAAACUGGGUGUGAUUAGUAAAGGCUUACCCAUUAAAAUUAAUGAGAAACAGUUUCAAAUGACCAUAAACUUGUUUGUUAACAUGUUUGUCUUGCCUUCUCUCAAUAAAAAGGGUGUAACUGGAAUCCCUAUAUCUACACUUAUCAAAACAGACAAAAUAAGCAACACGAAAUUACAGUUUGGCAUGAAUUCUGCCCUGUUGAUGACUGAUAUUUCUUUGAAUUUUACUGAAGUUGAUAAUGAAUGGGAUUUUGGAAUCCUACAACUGAUACAAAAUACUUUGGUGGUGCCAAAUUAUGUGAUGAGUGUAUCCCUAUUUACAACAUUACAGACUGCAUUUUCAGAUGACCCUAACAGGUUUUACAACCAAGAAGAUACCCUUGAUGAUAUUUCAUUUUAUAAUUAGAAAAUGAAAUAGUUAUAUUGGAAAAUUCAAUGAAUAUGAAGUUUUAUUUUAAAGUUUUUCUCUAAAUUUUGUUUUCCAUUUAUAUUUCUUGAUAUUGUUAGAACUUAUAAAGUGGCGAGCUGGCACAAUCGUGAGCACACUGGACAAAAUUGCUUAGUGACAUUUUGUCCAUCCUUACAUUCUGGCUUCAAAUUCCACCAAACUUGACUUCGCCUUUCAUCUUUUUGAGGUCAAUAAAAUAAGUACCAGUUGAGCACUGGGUUUGAGGUUAUCAACUUGACCAUCACACCAAACAUGUUGGCUUUGUGCUAAAAUUUGAAACCAAUAUUGUUAGAAAUUAUGUUUUUUGUGACUAAACUAAGGAGUGCAUGGUAAACAUAUAUUUGAUUAUAAUUUUUAACCAAAUAUAUGAAAUGUGUAAAUGACAGAAACAAGUAAAAGAAUAUAAAGCUGAAUAUGAAAGUGAGUUAAAAUGUCUGACUAGACUCUCACAUUUAUAUUCUCUUCUUUGCUUUCCAAAUGUCUACCACAUAUAACAAUUUAAAUCAUCAAAUUUUAAUUUUGUUCAGAAUAUAUUUUGAAUUUUAUUUUUUUAUCAUAUUUUACAGCUUUAGUUCAUUUUCCUUUCAAUAAAAUAUAAUUUUACAGCUGAAUAUCUUUUCUGCUCAGUUAAAUGAGAAAUAAAGUGAAUGUGUUUACAGAUGUCAUCAAGUAGAAUGAAAAUGGAUGCUAGGGAGAGAGAAAAGGGAGGUGGGGAAGACUAGCCUUUGGAUAAGGGAAUUUUAUUGCUAGUCCUCCUUUUCCUCUUCUACUUAGCAUUUAUUUUCCCUCUGCUUAAUGACAUCUGUAAACACACCCACCUUAUUUCCUUUUUGGGUGAUCUACCUUCUAAUUAAUACUUUCAUUGGUCAUUUAAUUUUGAUUGUUUUUACUUUAUUCUUUUUUCAACUUACCAUUUGUGUCAUGGCUAGUUUGAUAAUUCAUUUGUUCAUCUCCACGUAACUAUGUAAACAAUUUAUAGGUAAUAAGACCAGAAGAUAAGCUAAGCUGGUUUAAUGUAUGUUACAACUUAUGUAACAAGCAUCGCUUUGGUAUGAAACAUUUGUAGUUUAUAUUUUACUUGUUCCAUUUUUUACUUUCUUGAAUUUUUAGUUGCAUUUUUACAUGAGUUGUGUGGUGACUGUCAGCUUAUUGAAAUUUCUUAUAAUUUCAAUAUGGAAUGAAGUUUGUAACUUACGAUGUUAAUAAACCUUUUUUUAUUGUA